Messenger RNA from Syngnathus typhle (broad-nosed pipefish), 5990 nucleotides. RefSeq names its product dynamin binding protein (gene dnmbp). NCBI's taxonomy places the organism in Eukaryota, Metazoa, Chordata, Actinopteri, Syngnathiformes, Syngnathidae. The record is from RefSeq and is a predicted model, not a curated record. Gene Ontology annotation, molecular function: protein binding; guanyl-nucleotide exchange factor activity. The coding region runs from base 997 to 5388 and encodes 1463 amino acids. The transcript has 14 exons. Gene Ontology annotation, biological process: intracellular signal transduction. Gene Ontology annotation, cellular component: cytoplasm.
ACAUCUCAUAAUGAGUCUCGCUGAAGAUGUUUCUAUUUAUAAGCCAAUUUGUCAUCAUGAAAAAAUUGCCAGUUUCUUAUCACCCUUGAGAUUUUUGAAAUUGCUAGUAAAUUGACACUGUCCCAUGGGUACUUAGUUUCCCGUUUAUUUGUGUUAGCUUUGAACCACUCCUUGCCUCUCUCAUGGAGAGAUGAGAUUGAGAGUGUGUGUGUGUGUGUGGAGGGGGUGUAUAUUUAUGAAUAGGCCCCAGUUUUUUCCCACAUCAAAGUUUGAGCUGGAAGAGUGCGGACAGUGUUUUACAAUAGCUCAUUGUGCUCUCGGGUUUCUACUUCUCAAGCUAAUGGUCUGACCUAUUAAUUGCGUCCUUUCUUUGUGUUUAAAACCAAUUACUUUGUUCCACACAAGUCCAAGUGGAGUUCUCAUUUUAUCGUCGAGGCCUAUCAGUGUUGGUACCACAGACAGCAUUGAUCUGGUGUGCAGGAAAUUGCACAACUAAGCAAACAGGAUAAAGGAUGGCGGAUUGUUCAUUGCACAGGAAAAAAAAACUGCGGUUUUACGGAGUUAUAAUGUGGAAUUUGUCUCUCGUCAAAGACUUGUCCUGAGGGACAGUGUUUUCCUGCAAGCGGCGGUAGUAGCACUUGAAACAAUGGGAGUGGCUACUGGGCUAAUCCUCGACUCAUGUGACUAGACUGAAAUCAUUAACCCAAGGAGGCCCCUCCUUCAGGCACCGCCGCCCCCUCCUGCCUGCAACAAUUCGCUGAGAUGACAGCAGGGAGGGGAUGAUUCGGUUACGCCGAGAGCUGGGAGGUGCUUGGCCCGGGCGCUCCUGCUGAGGCCAUGCAGAGAAGGCAAAGAAAAACAAGUAGUUGCUCAACAAAAUGCCUGACAGGUGGAGUCUUUUACGGCGCUUUGUGAAGGAAUGGCAGAAUCAAAGGAGCAAAAGAAUCAAUCGCUUUGAAGAUCACAGCUCUGGGAGGCUCAUUUAAAAAACAGAACAUGAAGAGCCCAACGGUUUAUGGAAACCCUGUCAUGUUUGCUCCCGUGGACUGGAACUUCGCUCCUGGGGCCCCGGUAAGGAGGGGGAAGAGCGUGGAAGAGCUGGGGGAUGCUGGAUGGGCUAAGGAAAGAGAGCGAGUGGCCCAUCUUCAACAUUUACAGCAACUCCACCAACUUCAGCUUCAGCAGCAACAGGUUGUGUAUGCCGGCUAUGGGGUCGCUCCUCCUGGACUCCCGCAGCAAGCCAUGAUGGCAGCAGUGCCAGGUAACCCAGUUCCGAUGCCAAUGCAAGCCGGGAUGAUGCCUGUCCAGAGAGGCCCGAUUGUUGCAGGGGGGCCCGUGCCAGGUCCUGUGCAUGUGGCCGCUCCGUGGCCUGUGCAAUGGGACCAACAGGGCCAGGGCAACCAAACAAGCUGGGCAUAUGAUGACCAGCAGAAGUCACCUUAUAAUGACAGGCGGUGUCAAGGGCAGAAUGUUUACUACCAUCCAGGUUCACAAGACGGUCACCUUGAUGUGAGGAUAUCGGAAUGGAAAGGCAAACAUUGCUUCUACCAAGGCCCGGAGGAUUACGAGCAGGUGCCUUUAGAACAGGACAGCAGGAGCCACGAGGGCUACGCCAAAUUGGAUGAAGAUAGAAGACGGGACAAUAGAAGUCGAGACAGCCAACGUAACUCUGACGGUUACGGCCACAGGAGUCACAGAGAAUCCGAGGACUAUGACUAUAAGGAAAAAUACAAGUACAGGGAUAGUUACGACCGAAGAAAUCACGACCGCUACGACGACGACAGACAAUAUUAUGACGAGAGGAGACAUCGUAAACGUGAUCCCAAGGAACAUGACAGGUACGACGAUGAAUACGAAGACUACCGUGACGACGAUCGCAGAAACUAUUCUUGUAGAGACUACGAUCGGAGAGACGAUCCUCGCAGAGACGACCCGCGCAGAGACGACCCUCGGAGGGACGACCCUCGGAGGGACGACCCUCGGAGGGACGACCCUCGGAGGGACGACCCUCGGAGGGACGACCCUCGCAGAGACGACCCUCGGAGAGACGAUCCUCGCAGAGACGACACUCGUAGAGACGAUCGGUAUUAUGCCCAAGACUGGGACUAUUACGAUACUAAACGCUCUAGGGACAAAGACCAAUACAGAGAGGAAGACGGCUAUAGGGAGCGAAAAAACAAAGAUAAGUUCCGUGAAUGGCGUUCGGAGGACGACUACGACCGCAGAGAGCAUAGUUACAGAGACAAAGAAGUCUACAACCGGAGAAAUGAAGACAACUACUCGAAUAGACAACGCGACCAAUGUGACUCUGAAUUAGACGAAUGCAGCAGUGCCAAACAGAGGGAGCGCUACUAUCGGUACAAAGAUGCAGGUGAUGACGAGUACUACGACCACCGCAGACGGAGGGAGAAAGACCACUAUGAGCGCCAGGACUCCUACAAUUCCGAGAAUGAUUACCGUGGCAACCGGACAGAAACGGAACCCUACGAGCGCAGAGACGAAGGACGCUCCUACCACAAACCCAGAGACAAAUAUCGAGAUUUGCGUUCUUCAUCUGUGGAUUCGCGUCACGAGGAAUACCCCAAAGAACAACAACGCAAGACGCAUUGUGAGGAAUGGGUGGAAGAGCAAAACAAGAAGCUGGCGCUCAGGCGGAUGCGUUCCUUUGAGGAUCCCGUCGUCUACGGGCGCAGCGAAGAGACGGAAAAAGGAUACGAGUCGAGCGCCGGGAACGGCGCACCCAAGCGGGGUCGGAAGCCCGUUUAUGUGGGCUCUCUAGAUCGCAAUAGCUUCUACAGGAAGACGGCUCCCAGCUCCCUGAGAAAAUCAGCCUUCGCCACUAUGAGGAAGCCCAACCACGAGAUGACGCAGUUGUCGUCGCAGCCCAAACUCUCAAAGCCCGCCUCGGCCGGCGACGCCACGCCCGCCGCCGACACCGAGGACCCCGAGCUGAGGAUGCUGGAGAAGCGAUCCAAGGUGAUCGAGGAGCUCUUGCAGACGGAGAAGGACUACAUCAAGGACCUGCAAAUGUGCGUGAUGGAGAUCGUUGAGCCUCUGCAGAAGAAGCAGGUGAAGAACGUGGACUUUGACGGCCUUUUCGGCAACAUCAACUCUGUGAUCGAUCUGUCGCAGCGGCUCUUCGAAACGUUGGAGGAAACCGACUCCAUCGGAAAAGUCUUUGUUGACUUUAAAGCGGAGCUGGAGGCGGUGUACAACGUCUACUGCCAGAACCACGACGAGGCCAUCUCGCUGCUGGAAAGCUACGAGAAAGACGAAAAUAUCCAACGGCACGUUUUGGAGUGCCUGGAGAGGCUCAGGGCCAUAUAUCGAGACUGGGGCAAAACCAACUACAUCAAUUUGGGUUCUUUCCUCAUCAAGCCGGUGCAGCGGGUCAUGCGCUACCCGCUGCUGCUCAUGGAGCUGCUGGGGGCCACGCCCGAAAGCCACCACGACCGGCCCCAGCUCGCUCAGGCCCUGCAGGCCGUCAAGGAAAUCAACGUCAACAUCAACGAGUACAAACGGCGCAAAGACCUCGUGGUGAAGUACAGGAAGGGCGACGAGGACACGUUCAUCGACAAGAUCUCCAAACUCAGCAUGCAUUCCAUCAUCAAGAAGUCCAACCGUGUCAGCAGUCACAUCAAGCACCUGACGGGAAUUUCACCCCAGAUUAAAGACGAGGCGUUCGACGAGGCCGAAAAGCGCUUCCGGCUGCAGGAGCGACUCAUCAAAUCUUUCAUCCGGGACAUUUCCUUAUACCUGCAGCACAUCAGGGAAUCGGCCUCGGUGAAGGUGCUGGCGGCCAUCAGCUUCUGCGACAUCUACACGGAGCGAAACGUCCCCGACCCGGAGCGCUUCCAGAGAGCCCAUCGCUGCAUCAGCGACCAACAGUUCACACAAUUUAAGGAACGCACGGAAGCUUUGGUCAUCAACCCGCUGACCCAGCUGCUGCUCAUGUUCGCCGGGCCUCACAAGCUGGUCCAGAAGCGUUUCGACAAGCUGCUGGACUACGACAACUGCAAGGAGCGCGCCGAGCGCUUGAAGGACCGCCGGGUCCAGGAUGAGCUGCAGGUGGCGCGCAGCAACUACGAGGCGCUCAACGCCCAGCUUCUGGACGAGCUCCCAAAGUUCCACAACGCUGCCGAGGAGCUCUUCACCGGCUGCGUGAAGGCCUUCGCUCAAGCCCAGAAAGACUUCAUGAAGACGACGCUCGGAGAGCUGAAACCUCUUCUGCAAGUCUUUGCUCGCAAGGUCGGCACCGAGGGAAACUUGGUAGCCCAGUUCCAAGACGAGUACGGUCGCGUUCUCCAGCUUCUGCAGAGCUUCAGCUUCUGCCCUGAAAACCUGCCGCCAGCCACCACAACCACCGUCGUCACCGCCUCGGCAAACAAUCCCCCCAAUAAGAAAACGCUGGAGAAGCAGAGCUCCAAAAAGCAACUCCAAGGACCUCCCAACUGCAUCUUGCAGACGGAUGAGCAUCGAGCGGCUCUGAUGACGCGCUUUGGUCCUGGCAAACUCUUCCAGGCUGAGAGGAACUUCAAUGCGGCCCAGGAUCUGGAUGUUUCCAUCCUGGAGGGGGACCUGGUGGGCAUCAUCAAACAGCAGGACCCCAUGGGGAGCAACAAUCGCUGGCUGGUUGAUAAAGGCGUCUCCAAGGGCUUCGUGUACAGCUCCUUCCUCAAACCCUACAACCCGCGCAGGAGCCAGUCGGACGUGUCCAUCGAGAGUCAAUCGUCCAACGAGUCGGGCUACGGCGGCUCCUCGCCCGUUUUCUCGCGGCAGAACAGCAACAGCACGCUAAUCUUCAACCAGGAAACGGCGGCCGUCAGCUUCUCCACGACGCAAUCCCAAAGCCACUCGUCCCCGCAGCCGUCUCUGGACUCCGCCCCGUCUCGUGGGCCUCACCUCGACUCCUCGCCGCGGGAUCCCUCCGACCGCAAGGAGGGCCACAGGACCGCGGAGUCCUCACACCGGCGCUCGGGUCACUGCCGGGACUCGCACGACGCCGCCCACGCCAGCCUGAGCGACCGCUCGGAGACGGACUCUUAUUCCUCGCACAGAGACGGCUCCCAGCAGAGCCACGGCGACAAAGCUUCCGAUUCUCACCGGUGGAGGAACGGCGGCGGGCACAAAAAGGCCGCCUACGCUCUGGACGACUUCAGCGAGCCCGAGUCUGAGCAGGAUGCCGAAUCGGACCGACACCAGAUCUACUUUGCCUUGUACUCCUUCAGCGCUCGCUGCGCCAACGAACUGAGCAUUUCGGCCAACCAGCGUCUACGCAUUCUGGAGUUCCAGGACAUGAACGGCAACGGCGAGUGGUGGCUCGGCGAGGCCGGCGGCCGACGAGGCUACGUGCCUUCUAAUUACAUCCGCAAAUCGGAAUACACCUGAGCGCCGCCCGCUGCUUGUGACACGGCGGUGAGACAAGCGGAUCUUUUUUGGAGUGACUGACUUUUUGCUCCUAUUCUCAGAUGCCUAUAUUUAUAGAUUUUUCUUUUUUUACUUUCCAUAAAGAAAUGGGGAUUAUUCAUCCAGUAUUAGCACAUCGGGGAAGCCUGAAAGCAGACAAGGAUUUUUUUUUUCUUUUUUUUUUUAAACCCGAUCACUGUGUUCAUUGCACUUUCUCCAUUUGGCUUCAUAGGAACAAUCAAGCACUUAAGGAGUGAACUUCCAGUUUGAGGAGAGGUUGGUGUGUUGUGUGAUUUCCAAACAGCACUCAUUGACACUGUGAAAUGAAGACAAGGUAAAAAAAAACAAAAAACAUUUAUAAAGCGGGAGAAUAUUUGCUCUACGUGUACAUAUUGUAUGUAAUACUGAAUACACUCUUCAAAACAAGGAUAAAAAUCGAAGCCACCCUGGAAGUUGGGUCAAAUUAAUCCAAUUCCCCGGGUCGUGCGAUUUUUCUUUUUUUUUUGUAACCCAGUGUUUUUUUUAAGGGUGCAUGGAAUAUGUGCGCGCUAUCACAGCUUUUUGAUUAAAACAAUUGAAAAAUA